Messenger RNA from Siniperca chuatsi (mandarin fish), 4967 nucleotides. Its product is annotated as anoctamin-10-like. The transcript has 19 exons. Bases 468 to 2810 code for a protein of 780 amino acids. The record is from RefSeq and is a predicted model, not a curated record. Gene Ontology annotation, biological process: chloride transmembrane transport. Gene Ontology annotation, molecular function: chloride channel activity. Gene Ontology annotation, cellular component: plasma membrane. NCBI's taxonomy places the organism in Eukaryota, Metazoa, Chordata, Actinopteri, Centrarchiformes, Sinipercidae.
CUGGCGUGCUUUGAUGGCUCAUGCGCAAUAAAUCUACAAAACGCAUGUUGGAUCUCAGAACAUUUGUAAAGUACAGACAAUUAAGCGCGUCACAAAUGUUCGAACCCAGGACACACCUCUGACCCUCACCGCGGCUGCAAGCUCUGGCGCCGGCAGUCUGAACAGCAUUAUUCAGCGACAAGAGGCGGCGUCUGAGGCGCUCAAUAAAGAUCGUAGAGACGCUCUAUUGUCAGCUUUAUCGUCACCGGACAGAUGAGCUCAGUUGCUGCCUUCACGUAGUGUCGGAAAUACUCCCUUCCACAGAGUGACCUCCUCACCGUGGUGAUGUCAGCAGUAGGCGGAGUUAUUUAGUCUCUUCUGAAGAAUGAUUGGCCUAUCAUUUGGCCUGGUCAUGUCGGCAUGUAUAAGAAGGCAACGAUUCCCAUUCUGAUGAUCAUUUCGUUAUCACAGAGCAUCAACACUCCUCCAUGGCUGCUGUCGUUCCUUUUGCAUCCUGCUAUGCCAGUGUUCAGCCCCUGCAGCUGUUUGGGAAAGGACCCAGAGGGGGCAACAAUCUGUCAUUCCUCACAUACCGGGGCCCUCGCUGCACCCCGCGGCCCCGCAUGGCAUGCCACGCUCCCAAGAUGACCCUUAGACAGAUCUGUCGCAUGCUGAAGGUGAUGAAGCAGGUCAGGAACAGAGAGGCUGCCGCUGCUGCUGCUGCCAGUCUCACCAUGAGUUUGGCAGGUGGUGAUGAAGGUGGCACUGGCAGCAGCAGUGAAACAGCAAAGCAGCCAGAGAAUGCGACUCCAGCAGAGAAGGUCCUGAGUAAACCGAGUGCCACCACUAUUGGACCAGGCUGGACUAAAGUUAGUUGCCCCUGCUGUGUAUCGGAGCGGGUGGAGCCAUUGGUUCUGGUGAAACUUGGACAGAAAGUUCGCCCUGAGACGAAAAGGUGGCUCAUCAGACUGAUUGGAGCUCCUCAGAAAGAUGGAGGUGCUGCAUUACUGGCCCACCCGGGUGAGGAUGCCAGUGGUGACAUCAUCGUGGUCUCCGCCCCACGCUGUACGUUACUUAGAGCCACUGAGGAGUUGGGACUAUGUAAGACUUACCGCAACGAGGACAUGGAAGCCUUCUCCUACAAUGACAGAGACAACUUUAAAGAUUCAGACAACAUGGAGGUGUUCCUGACCCUGGCGGAGCGGCAGUAUAUAGUGAAGUAUGAGUUAGAUGGUCUGAGGGCGCAGAGAGACCUGAGAAUACCCGGCCUGUCUGACAGAUACACACUGCAACACCGAGACAACAUCUGGCAAAAGCUUGGGUCAGCUGGUGUUAUUGUGGACAUGUUUCCCCUCCACAACCCGGGCAAACUGAAGGAUCUCAGUGAAGCCUGGUACUCUGGGAAUCAGCUGGCUCAGCCCCUGGAUUCAGUCAAUGGGUAUUUUGGAAGCUCUGUGGCUUUUUACUUCAGCUUCCUUGAUUUCUACACCUGGUCUCUGCUCCCACCCGCGAUACUGGGCCUGUCCAUCACAUACUUCUCAGGUGAGGUUCAGAAGGAGAUGGAGGAGUCAGUCUCUGGCUCAGGAGUAACAAGUUUUGAAGAUGACUCAGGAUCAGCUGUCAGCGGUCACAUGAUCCAGGCGGUGUUCAGCAUGCUCUGGUCCACGGUGGUUAUGGAGCUGUGGAAGCGUCGGAGCUCCUCCCUGUCCUACCGUUGGGGGACCCUGCACCUUUCAGAACGCUUUGCAGAGCCCCGGCCCGGUUUCCACGGCGACGUCGGGGUCAACCCUGUGACAGGUCGUGUGGAGCCACUCUUUCCUGAAUGGCAGAGGAACCUGCGUAUGGCACUGGUGUCAGUCCCAGUUGUGGGGCUGUUUCUAGGGUUGGUGGUCCUGGGUAUGCUUUGUUUCUACUGGGGGGAGGCCCAGGUGCAACAGCUACACAAAGACUGGGACUCCCUGAUGUCGCAGACUUUGCUCUACAUGCCCUCAGUGCUUCACAUCGUCUAUACAAACAUGCUAGCGACUGCUUACAAGAAGGUGGCACAGUCUCUGACUGAAUAUGAGAACCACAGAGAGGAGUCUGCCUUCGAGAACCAUCUGACAGCCAAAGUCUUGGUGUUCACCUUCUUCAACUACUUUGCAGUGCUCUUCCACAUCGCCUUCUUCAAGCAGGAUGUGCCUUUGCUUCGAAAGCGUCUAGCAUCUUUACUGAUAGUGACCCAGCUGGUCAACCAGGUGACAGAGGUGGUCAUACCCUUCCUGGUGGACCGGUUCAUCAGCGCCCCCCAUAGAAGAGAGAGUAAAGACGAUCCAGAGGAGGACAAAUUUAGGAACCAAAGCACCCUGCCUGCUUUCCCUGGCCUGUUUGCAGAGUACAUUGAGCUGCUGGUGCAGUUUGGGUAUUUGAGUCUUUUCUCCUGUGUGUAUCCUCUGACGGCCGUGCUGCUGCUCAUCAAUAACCUAACGGAGAUCCGAUCAGAUGCCUACAAGAUCUGCAAACUCUUCCGCAAACCCUUCUCCCCCCCUGUGGCUAACAUGGGCGUGUGGCAGAUAGCAUUCGAGGUCCUGAGUUUUGCCUCCGUCGUGACCAACUGCUGGCUGCUGCUGCUGUCACCAUGGUUUCAAGAGCUGUUUCAGGAGGGCAGGAUGAGCAGCACAAACAUUCUGCUGUUGGCUGUUUUGGUGGAGCAUGUGCUGAUCUUGGUUAAGGUAGUUUUGGCGGUACUGAUCCCUGAUGAACCGGACUGGAUCCGAAAAAAGAGAGAGCAUAUUGAGUACACAUCCAUGCAGGCCUUGAGACAGCAGAAGCUGCAUUCUGAAGAGUCCUGAUUGCAUUUCAAAGCGUUGAGACGAUGCUUUAUGUCCUGUGCUGAGUUGCUACAACCAGAAGAUACAGUACCAAACUCAGUGUUGUGUGGACCCAGACAGGAGAAAAGCUUUGGAUCUCCAGCAGGAUCCACAAGCCCUUAAUACUCCCCCUGUAUACUUGUAAAGUCUUUCAGCUGCUCUCACUAUUUAACAUGGUACUUCUGCAAUGUACACCCUUUGAAAUGCAUAGAUUACAUAUUACAUGUACACUGCAAGUGCAAUUGAAACAGCAGCUUAAAAACAGUCACUAUGGCUACAGUAUUCACAGUCAGUAUUUAGUAAGGGACAGACAGGAUGGUUUAUUUGAUGUUACUGGCAGGGUCAAAAACAGACAGAAUACUUGCCAAAAGUGUUUUUCUCUAGAAGGGGACUUCUAGAGAAACACUAUAAUUAGUGUUCAGGACAGUAUCAUCAUUGGAGUGAUUAUCAUAAGACAAAAAGCAGCAAAUGUAAAUAAAAGUCAGUAAUUAAAGCUGCUUUAAUCAAUAUAUUUGUGAAAGAGUUGGCUCGUAGUAAUGAACUUAUUUAAUUAUCACCCAACAGUGCAGUUCUGCUCAGCUCAAUAGAGCAUUUUAGCACAUUUUUUCGGUUUUCUACCCACUUUACUGCUUUGACUCUCACCGCUCUCAUCAACCUGUAUUCAGCUGUUUUUAGUAAAAAAGCUCUGAUGAACCCACUGCACGCUAUCUGCUCGGCACUAAGUUAGCAUCUAGCUGGUGAGUAUAGUGGAGGAUUUAGCAGCUAAAGAAACAGAUGUUUCCCUCAGGAGUUGGCAGAGACCCAAACAGAGCUAAACAGAAAGUGAAUAUUGGACCUACAUUUGUCAGAUGGCCAGAAACACGACUCCAAAUGAAUGCUAAUGUUGCUCUGUCUGCUGGAUGCGUAAAUAAGCAACUGAUUGCUAACAAGUUAGCCAUAUCAACUUUAUAAGGGGAUAAAAUGUUAAUGUGUUUACAGCUUGUUGUGCUGCGCCCAAGUGGCCAAAAAAAAAAAAGUUAUUGCCACUUCAAAUCAUAGAUUUUGUCUGUGGCUCCAUCAAAUGGAGAAAAACAGCUUGGAUUGUAAUCAAUUAACUUAAACUUGCAGUCUGUAUUUUUAGUAAAAGUAAGGUGCCAGCUUAGUUUAGUGCUCAGUCAACUGACAGUUAAAAGUGAAAUACUCCUUUAGAGAGAGGUGAAGCAUUUUACAGUGGAGUAUUUUACACAUUUCUUUUUAAAUGUUCUACAAUAAUGGGUUUAUUAUCUGUUAUUGUGCUAAAUUCACUUUGACAUUUGCUUCUGGUUGAGCAGUCAGUAGAAAAUGUUGCACUUGUACCCUCCCUUGAUGAUACUGUCCUCUCCUUAAAUAAUCACUAUAUGGUUAUAAGACCACGUGACAUCUGUAACAUGAGAUGAGUACAGUAAACUAUGUGCCGAGAUUCGAUUUGCAGUGAAAGUGAUUGGGAGCUACCAAAGAACCACUCUGUGCUUUGCUAUGAGAAAUUUAUUAUUUUUUUAUGUGUGGAUUUCAUUAUUUACUCGUCUGUGUGUGUUGUGUGUUUCUAAGAAUGAUUGCUUGAGUUCACGGUGCUGCAACAACUAAUUCACUUUAUAGUCUGAUACUUUACAGUCAUACUAGAGUGUUAUUUCACUGUUCACUCUUCACUGCUGGCAGAUUGGACUUUUUUUAAUGAAUGUGCAGACGAAUCCACUGGGGAAGUCCACCAUUUCUUACUUCUAACAGUGGUGUAUUGUUCACUGUAUAAGUUAUUGUUUUUAGGAGUUAGUAUUCUUUACAGCCACCAGGAGGCACUAUACACUUCCCAUUUUAUUCCACAUGCAGCUUUUCACAAGCCCUGGUGGCUGCAGAGGGACUGAUUCCGUAAAGAUGCAGAUGGAUGGUGAGACUUCCUCAAGUGGCUGCAGCUGUAUGUGUGCACCACUGACACUAAAUAUAAACCAGGGUGUGUGUGUCUGUGUCUGUGUAUGUGUGUGCACGUGUGCUCUGUUCUGAAGUGCUGUGACGAGUUAGUGAAGAUAAACUUUUAGACAAUCUGGUUCCAGGAUCAAGAUUUCAGGUCAGAAACAGAGGUGACAAUGUUUGCUGGUUGUCCCACAAUAAACCCACAGAAGGAAACUG